AUGGUGAACGUUGGUGCGUCGGCAAGCUUUGCAGCGUACAGCCUCCCAGGAGCAUCCUUCUUGCACGCGAGACACUGUGAAGCGUCGUUUGUCACUUUUGAUGACCGCGAGCUCGAACCGUUCAGCGAUGGCACUCGCUUUGACUGCUUUGCGGCAGCUUUUCGCAUCCGCAAACUCCGUUCCAACGGUAAGCUGAUGUUCCGCCAAAAUAUGCGUCGAGAAGUAUUGAGGUAG
This is a messenger RNA of Peronospora matthiolae, 234 nucleotides long. The record is from the annotation of a GenBank genome assembly. Lineage: Eukaryota; Oomycota; Peronosporomycetes; Peronosporales; Peronosporaceae.